GUCAGAAUAUCGUGAGACGCUACUAUGAGAGUCUGGAAUGCACGCACGCCCAAAAAGUAGGUGCCGUACACUAGAUCCGUGCAGCUUGAAGCUUUGCGGAUUUCAACCCUGCCGGUGACAACUGAGCGGAAGGCCAGGUCUCGUCCCUCUCUCGUCGAUAUGGUGUGGCAAACGAGCAAGAUUGGACCGAUAGAAGACAUCAAGCGAAAUGUCGAAGAGGUCAAGGCUCAUGUGCAAAAAUUCUCCAAGCCGGAUCUGUACCUGGCCAUCCGAGCUUUGGUCGUGACGGCAGUCCUGCACGUCGGUUUCUUUGCUGCACACCCCAUUGCAACAAAGCAUUGGGCCUUGUGGGCAAUUCUCGUAUUCCACAGGGGAGUGCUGUACGAUCGCCUCUUCGUCAUCUUCCAUGACUGCUGCCAUGGAAGCUUCUUCAAGAGCAGCAGGGCCAAUCUGUGGGUGGGAAGAUUCCUUGGGUCCCUGCAAAUGACAUCGUACUCAGGCUGGCACAAGAACCACAACAUAGACCACCACAUGAACCUUGCCAAAGAUGAUCAUCCGAUGGUGGACCAGACUUCAAUGGUGGGAUGGACCACAAAAGAAUGGGAGUCUUACUCGCUGCCUAGAAAGAUCUUCCUGCGCUUUGCCAGAGACCCGAUUUUCUUUUUCACCUUUGUGCCAACAUUCAUCUUCAUGGCGGCCGGAGUGCACAACGGCAAACUGCCCCUGAUUGAGAAAGUGGUGCCAUCUCAGCCUCCGUACCGCAUCCAUCCCAUGGAUCCUAUCGACAGAAUCCUGCCCACGCUGCUGCCUGCCCUUCAGGCUACCACGGUAGGGAUCAUCUUGUUUCAUCUGCAGCAUGCGGCGCACAUCCCAAACCUCUACUUUGACAUUCCCCGGGACGAGCAUGACCGUGACCUGGCAGGCCUCAUGGGCUCCACCUUUCAGUACGUUCCUGAGUGGCUCAAAUGGGCGACUAAUGGCAUCGAGUAUCACCACAUCCACCACUUCUCCACGCGCGUUCCCUCCUACCGCAUCCGCGCCUGCCACGACAGCGCGCCACCCGCCACCUGGCGCUACGUCAAAUAUUUGAAUUUGGAAAUGGAGCUGCAGUCGCUCCUGCUUGUCAUGUGGAACCCGGACAAGCAUCGGUUUGAAUCCUUCCCCGAGCUCAACUGGCUGCUGGGCAUCAAUGACUCACCCUCAACUUAUCUUACUGAGCAGUCGCUACCAAAUCUUUCCACCAAGGAGGCGUGAGCAAAAGAAGAAUGAAGUAUUUGUGGUGCUUGAUAUACGUGCUUGGUAUUUCAUGUACUUGAGGUGCUGACAUGGGCAGUGCUCUUUGUAUUCUAUUCUGAAGGCUUUCGCCAUCGGCUAUUUCAUAUGGAUGAAGGCCUGUGUCCCAGCACCACACUUGCAGGGUUGUUUUCUUCCUCCCGAGUAGCUUUGCUCUUGCAUAGACUGCUUGUGGCAUCUGUAUGAUUAGGGAAUUCGGAAGAAUGAAUUGAAGAAUGCAUGCUGAACGUACACCACUUCGAGUUAACAAUGUGUACUGUUUCUUCUUUGUUGAACCCGGAAUGUUUGAUCAGGAGGGUUUCAUGCAUGCCUUUUCUUUGGGAAGUACAUCCAAGUAUGACAGAAGUGCUACUGGCUUGAUGGUCAGCAAUUAUGCUGAAUGGGGCUUAUGGCCCAUUUGAUUAUGCGAUGCCAGACACUUGUACACUAUGCAAACGGUGGUCUGCGAUGGGAGAAAAGGAGCCAUUGUGUUCCCUUUGAAGAUGUAUCAUCUAGGGGAGGCUCUUCUCGCAGAGGGAUCUCUAUCCACUAGAUCUUUAAAACUACUUAGAUAUAGAUCCCCCUGUUUCCCGAGGGCCCAAGGUUUAGAAUGAAACAAUUUGUGGGUAAGUAAGAUAUCAAGAGGGAGACAGUCACGAUUUGAGAGAAACUUUUGGAGUAAUUCAAAACUCUGAAGCGUGUGUGAGUCCCUCCAAAUGUGGUCCAGUUGUUGGCAAUUACAUCGGUGUAAAUAACAUAACUUCCAGCCCGUUUGGGGCUGAUUCAA
Messenger RNA from Coccomyxa subellipsoidea C-169, 2059 nucleotides. RefSeq lists its product as hypothetical. Gene Ontology annotation, cellular component: membrane. The transcript has 10 exons. Gene Ontology annotation, biological process: lipid metabolic process. Bases 160 to 1254 code for a protein of 364 amino acids. The record is from RefSeq and is a predicted model, not a curated record. Lineage: Eukaryota; Viridiplantae; Chlorophyta; Trebouxiophyceae; Coccomyxaceae. Gene Ontology annotation, molecular function: oxidoreductase activity, acting on paired donors, with oxidation of a pair of donors resulting in the reduction of molecular oxygen to two molecules of water.